This is a messenger RNA of Nematostella vectensis (starlet sea anemone), 4083 nucleotides long. Its product is annotated as hemicentin-2. Gene Ontology annotation, biological process: cell-cell adhesion. Gene Ontology annotation, cellular component: cell-cell junction. The transcript is spliced from 3 exons. The coding region runs from base 2996 to 3970 and encodes 324 amino acids. Lineage: Eukaryota; Metazoa; Cnidaria; Anthozoa; Actiniaria; Edwardsiidae. The record is from RefSeq and is a predicted model, not a curated record. Gene Ontology annotation, molecular function: cell adhesion molecule binding.
UCACACAAAGAAUCCAUUUCCAUCGGCUAAUUUAAGCGAGUAACCAAGAUAUUUUCAAUCAAAUAUCCCCAAUAAUGUAUCAGACUUCAUCCAUAGAUGGGUCUUUUGAAGUUGCCACCGUUAUAUUUUCAAUUAUAAACAAAGAAGUGGUUGAUCGACAUUCAUUCAAAUCUGGCAAUCCCUCAAUAGCAAAUGACGUGUGGCUCUAUUGCAUGACUGUUUUCCCAUUGGGGGCGAAAUUAUGAUAACCACAUUGUCAUGCUAAUAAGUCUAGCUUAAUUGUAUAUGAGCAUUUGUUAACUUCGCUUACAGCGGUAAUUUGACGAAUUCUACUCAAGGAUUGAUGAUGCAAUAAUGGGAAGCAAUGGUUUAAUAAUCUUGUCAAUGCUUCUCCAAACCUCUGUUCUCAUAGCUAGUUUUGAAAACAAGACUGUGCGGGAGGGAGAUGACGUCACUAUCAAGUGCAAAACACUUCAAUCAAGCUUCAGCUCUUCCUACACCUGGACAAAAGAUGGUGUACCAAGAAGUACAAAAGAGCGGGAAUUGAACAUAACCGCUGUGAAGAGGACUGAUGCUGGCGUUUACAAAUGUUUUGAAGGGAACUUGGAGCGUGGAGCUACACAGCUUACUGUGGAAUCAAUCACGACAUACUCGGGAUUGUUGAGACUCAUGCUGGUGCAGACUCGAGGGAUCUAGAAGUCGAGGGUUUAAAGUCUUUUCUAAACACAGGGAAAAAACGGGAUGUAGAUAUGCGGGGGACAUUUCAAUUUACAUCAGUAAAGCAAUUGCAGACGGCGUUAAAUACAUACCAUCCAAAAAUAACAAUAUAAUUUGGUGCAAAAUUAUCAAGGAAUAUUUUUCCCUCGACGAGGAACGGCGUACCUGAGCCCCGUAAAUAACAAAGGCAACAAACAAGAAAUACUAGACGGUUUAGAGCGAGAAGUACUCGAUUUUUCAGUCAAAGGGAAGAUCAUCCUACAAGGUGAUCUAAACGCGAGAACGGGUGGAUCGCAGGACUUUGUUGCGGAUGACAACGAUCAGUUUCUAGAUCUACCCGAACAUUAUUUGUCCGACGUCCAACAUUCGAGAUUUUCGUUCGACAACAAAUCUGAUAGUCGAGGAAAGCAUUGAUCGGUAUUUGCAGUUCGCUAAGGUUUAGGAUUAUCAAAGGUAGAAUAAUCGGGGAUUGCCCUGGACAGAAAACGUGUCACAAAUACAAUGGCUAGCACGGUAGAUUACGUCAUAAGCGACGAGUCCUUAUUAACGAGCUUCCGUCACUGCAAAGUGAAUGACCUAAUACGAUAUCUAUCUGACCACUGCUCUAUAUCAUAUAUUAUCCGUAUAAAAACGAAACUAAUACGUUCUGAUAGGACGCAGCCCGCCGCAUGCUCGAAACAACCGUUUAGACGGCUUUUAUGGAAGGAAGCUGCUAGCGAGAAAGCUAAUUCACUUUUGGAGACAGAUAGAUAUAGAAAAAGAUUCAGUGGCAUUAAUAGCAGUUGCGAAUAUAACGAUGUGGAUAACAUGAUCAACGAUGUUACUAAUUUAUUACUAGAGCUGAGUUUGGAAUCUGGUCUUAAAUACGGAAAACCCCCAAAAGAGGCUAUAGAAACUAAUCAAGAGUGGUUUGAUAACGAAUGCAAGCAACAGAAAACUUUUUUGAAUUCCCUUGCUAAAAGACUUCGGCUUGACCUCGGAAACUCUGAUCUGAGAAACACGAUUCAUAGCCGGAAAAAGAAAUUCAAAUUAUUAUGUAGAAAAAAGACAUGUGAACAUAGAGCGAACAUAAUAGAUAAUUUGGAUUUCGCUAAUCCAAAGGCAACAUGGCGGACAAUCAAACACACCUUUAACCGCACUCCACAUAAAAUAACCAACAAACCAUCCUUAGAUGCAUUUUAUAGAUUCUUUAAAGCCCAGCGCUGUAUCCAGCAUUCCUCAAUCAUACAAGACAAGGCCCUAAGCCAUACACAACAACAGACUGGGCCACUCCACUACGAAAUUGAGACACUUGAGGUGAAAUGUGCGCUUGACAAACUGAAAAACGGUAAAGCUCCAGGGUGCUUCAACAUAUUAAAUGAGAUUAUUAUUACAGCAAAAAUAAUUUAAUAGCUCCCCUCACAAAAAUCUUCAAUGAAAUCCUCAAGGGAGGAUAUUGGCCAAACGCCUGGGGCCUGGGACUUAUUAUACCCCUUCACAAAAAUGGGACCUCCAAUGAGGUAAAUAAUUACCGAGGUAUAACUCUGCUUCUAAGCUUAUGCAAAAUUUUUGCUUCUAUCUUAAGGUUGUAAUUUUAUCUUGAGAUGAACAAUGUAAUGCCAAAAGAACAAGGUGGUUUUCGCAAAAAGAAUGGUACCACCGACAAUAUUUUUGUCCUGAAAACACUGAUAGAUAAAUAUGUAAAAAGCAAGCCUAAAAAAAGGAAAAAUCUCUUAUUCAGCUGUUUUAUAGACUUCUCGAAAGCCUUUGAUACAAUCCCUCGUGAGAGAUUGUUUAAAAAGGUGCAAAAAUCAGGAGUUACCGGAAAGUUUUUAUCACUUUUAAAAACUGUGCACGAUAGCGAUAAUGCAGCGGUCAAGGUAAAUGGUCAAGUUUCGGAGGCGUUUCCUUGCUGCAUAGGGGUAAAACAGGGAUGUGUUCUGUCAACCACACUCUUUAAUUUGUAUCUUCACGACCUAUCGGACAGUUUAAGAGAACUACAGCCGCAGCGCGCGAAUGUUUAGUUAUCAACAGUAUUCCGGUUAACCACCUUCUAUAUGCAGAUGACCUUGUUCUUUUAGCGAAAGACGAAAGCCUCUUACAGACCAACCUGAAUUGUAUGAAGGAUUUUGUUCAAGCCAACGGUAUGAAACUCAAUUUAGACAAAACAAAGGUAGAAAUAUUCAAUAAUAGUGGGAGGUCCUUGAAUAAGUUUGCAUUAAAUACCUAGGCCAGAAUUUAGAAAACGUAACCACAUACAAAUACUUAGGCCUGACAUUCAGUUCCAUCGGAAACUUUAAUGCCGCCAAAAGCGAUUAAAAAAAAAGUAGCUCCUAAAGCACUUUUUAAACUCAAAAGAGAAAUGGGCAACAAUUUCAGAACAAAUGUCCUGCUGACUAACCGCCUUUUUGACUGCCUCAUUAAGCCAAUCCUUCUAUAUGGCAGCGAAAUCUGGGGCGUCGAUGAAAUAAAAAACGAACAUGACCCAAUAGAGCUGGUGCACGCCAAAUUUUGUAAGUUUAUCCUCGGUGUCGGCAAGUAUGCCCCAAAUAUAGGCUGUCGGGCAGAACUAGGAAGAUAUCCUCUGUCCAUAGACGCGAAAUUAAGGGUAUUGAGUUUUCAUAACAAACGAUCCGAAGCCCACAGGAAUUUCUUAUCACAUGAUGCAUAUUUGGACUGCACCCCCGGAACCUACACUUACAACUGGUAUGUUAAAGGCAAAGCCAUGGUGUCUUCGGUGGGACUGGGUUUUCUCUGGGGAAACUUUCAAGUAAUUGAGAAAAAAGCGCAGCAAUAUUUGUUUAAGCAAAGGCUUCAAGACAUUGAAUUCCAAAAUUUUGAAGCUGGGAUUUUUAAUGAUUCAAAAAAGCCCGGACAAAAGAACAAACUUAGAACUUACUGUAAGUUUAAGACAAAAUAUGACAAGGAAAUGUACCUAGUUAAUGUUCAAAACAUCAAGCAUAGAGAAGAGUUGACACGCCUAAGAAUAAUAAGUUGUCUUAAGUUAGAAAUAGAGGCUGGACGGUACUCCAGACCGUACCGCAGCCCGGAGGAAAGACUCUGCCGGCAAUGCGACCUCAACGAAACAGACGAUGAGUGGCACUUCCUACUGAGGUGUCCCAUCUAUGAUAACCUUAGAAAAGAAAUGCUUGAUGUUCUGGAAAAAGACAAAAUUAGAUUCCACAACAAGGAACAGCUUUUUCAUCUACUCUUAAACCCGCCAAAAAGGUACAAAAGGCUGUUGCAAAGCACAUUUUUCUGUGAAUGUGUAUAAGGAAAGGAAAAAAGGAAAUAUAAUAAGGAAAGGAAGUAUAGAAAUUUAUUGGUUGAAACAACCUAUGUAACGUUAUGUAAAGUUAUAUGGUACCAAUAAACAUCAUCAUCAUC